AUGGCGUCCUCAGUGGGACUACCGCUGCUCGCCGCGGACCAAGUUGCCUCUUUCUCCGCGAGCAGGCCUCCGCAGCCCCCGCCGCCUCGCCUGCAUCCGGCCGCUGGCGUCAUGGUGGAGUCUGUGGACGACGCGGAGGGACUUUUUGUGGCGGUUGAGCGGUGCCCUCUGUGUAGCACAUCCCGCCGGAGGUUGACGUGCGCCCGUUGCGUGCAGGCCGGAGACUUUGUUUACUUGGACGGAAGGAACACGGAAAGGUGCGCAGACAAGAUGGCAAGGCUAAGGACGCUGAAAGCAGAGAAGGAUCAGCUGCAGCAAAGGGUGGUCCACGCCAUGCACAGGAAGUUGCAGACUGACGAGACGAAAUGGAAGAUGAUGUGGUGCCGCAUGAAGAUGGAGCAGAUCAACCAAGCGCUGAUUUGCGCACGUCAGGACGUCAAGAGUGACAAGGAGUUGCUGCUCCGCUCCCAGGAGGAAAGUCAGCGUCUUCAGCGCCGCGCCGGCCGCCACCAGCAGAAGCAGGAAAAGAUCGAGCGCCACAACCGCCGUCUGGGCGAGCUGCUGGAGCGCCGCCGCCAGGAGCUGCGCCAGCUACUGGCCCAGCUAGCGGCAACGCGCCGGGAGCACAUUGUGGAGUUGACCGCUCACAUCUUCCCUACUCGCGAGGAGAAGGCUUGCAGCAGGGACCCCGCCGAUGCGGCGUCUGAAUGCGAGGCGGCACUGACGUCCAGCACAGUGAGUGAGCUGGCCGAGGCGCGGCGGACCACGUACCUGUCGGGUCGCUGGAUCUGGGACGACCAGAACGGAGAGACUAGCGUCAGCAUCACAGGUCCCGCCGUCACACUGCCCAGCAAUGGAGAUUGCUCCGCCUACUACAGCUGGGUAGAUGAGAAGAGCGCCAAUCACGGGCCCGAACUGGACCACAUCAACCCAGCUCACACCAUCAGCGCCGCUCUGUGUUAUGCCACACAGCUCCUCACCAUAUUGUCUCACAUCCUGGACGUCAACCUACCCAAAAAGCUGUGCAACAGUGAGUUCUGCGGGGACAACUUGAGUCGCUUCCGCUUCACACGCGCCCUCAGCAAGCUCAACACUAACACACUACACCUCUGCUUCUCACAGCAUGUGGACAGCGACAAGCUGCACCCGCACCACACCCUCCGCAAUAUCAUGUUCCUGGUCUCCACUGAGAACGCCAACCUGGGCAGGACGGGUCCCUUCGAGGCCAGCGCCGAGCUCGAGGAGUCCAUGGAAUUUGUCGAGCCCGAAGCUUCGGGGCCUGCCGAGGAGAGCGGCGACGAGACGGUCACGGACGACGAGACCGACCUGGGCACCGACUGGGAGACUGUUCCCAGUCCGCGCUUCUGCGACAUCCCGUCACAGCCCAUGGAUCUCUCCCAGAGUGCCCUGCAGGUGUCUCAGCCGUCCGUCAACACGGGAGGAAUGAUCUCGUCCGCUGCCGCCUCCGUCACGUCCUGGUUCCGAGCAUACACGGGCCAGCGCUGA
This is a messenger RNA of Nerophis lumbriciformis (worm pipefish), 1506 nucleotides long. The record is from RefSeq and is a predicted model, not a curated record. Lineage: Eukaryota; Metazoa; Chordata; Actinopteri; Syngnathiformes; Syngnathidae.